Messenger RNA from Gossypium raimondii (Peruvian cotton), 624 nucleotides. RefSeq lists its product as uncharacterized. The transcript has 3 exons. Bases 1 to 624 code for a protein of 207 amino acids. The record is from RefSeq and is a predicted model, not a curated record. Lineage: Eukaryota; Viridiplantae; Streptophyta; Magnoliopsida; Malvales; Malvaceae.
AUGUCGCCUUGGGGAGCACCUGUCUUGUUUGUGAAAAAGGACGGUUCUUUAAGACAGUGUAUAGAUUACAGGCAGUUGAAUAAGUUGAAAGGUGCUGCAGUAUUUUCCAAGAUAGACCUUCGAUCUGGGUAUUAUCAGUUGAAAGUUAAAGAGUGUGAUGUGCCGAAAACUGCCUUCCGAACUCGAUAUGAGGCCGAACAUGCACAACAUUUAAGGAUUGUACUACAGACUUUGCGGGAGAAACAGUUAUAUGCGAAAUUUAGCAAAUGUGAAUUUUGGCUCCAUGAAGUUGCGUUUUUGGGUCAUAUUGUAUCAGCUGAUGGAAUAAGAGUGGAUCCAAGUAAGGUAGCGGCAGUGGUAAAUUGGAAAGUUCCGAAGAAUGUUACUGAAGUGCGGAGUUUUUUAGGAUUGGCAGGUUAUUAUUGCCGAUUUGUCAAAGAUUUUUCAAUGAUUACCUUACCGUUGACUCGAUUACUACAAAAGAAUGUUGAAUUUAUGUGGUCAGAUGAAUGUCAGCGGAGUUUCGAUCAGUUGAAAAAGAUGUUGACAGAGGCUCCAGUGUUGACUCAACCAGAAUCGGGUGUACCGUUUGUAGUAUAUAGUGAUGCGUCUCGAAUGGGUUAA